This is a messenger RNA of Myxocyprinus asiaticus (Chinese sucker), 3105 nucleotides long. RefSeq names its product MFS-type transporter SLC18B1-like. Lineage: Eukaryota; Metazoa; Chordata; Actinopteri; Cypriniformes; Catostomidae. Bases 83 to 1444 code for a protein of 453 amino acids. Gene Ontology annotation, biological process: transmembrane transport. The record is from RefSeq and is a predicted model, not a curated record. The transcript has 14 exons. Gene Ontology annotation, molecular function: transmembrane transporter activity.
GGGGGUUGGGCAGAACUAUGUUGGCUUUCCUAGCUGACAGGUUGCGCACGCCGAUUAGUUACCAAAUCUUAGCGACCUGACAAUGGAGAUCGAUCAAAAUAGAGGUGAGUCUUCACCACCAGAGACUCCAGCCACUAAAAUGACCAGACAACAAAUAUUAACACUUAUUGCAAUGGCAUCUAUAAACUUCAGUUCAAUGAUCUGCUAUUCCAUUCUGGGUCCCUUUUUCCCAAAUGAGGCAAAGAAGAAAGGUGUUAGUCAAGCUAUGAUUGGUUUAAUAUUUGGAAUCUAUGCAUUAUGCACUUUGGUUGGGUCUUUGUUACUUGGUAAAUAUAUUGUCCAGAUAGGAGCCAAGUUUAUGAUUGUCGCAGGUUUGUUCGUAUCAAGUGUAUGUACUGUACUCUUCGGGUUUCUUGACCAAGUGUCUGAUGGGACUGUUUUCAUAGUGCUGUGUUUUAUAACACGGUGUAUAAAUGCAGUGGGCUUUUCUGCAGCCGUUACGUCGUCUUUUGCUGUUUCAGCAAAAGUAUUUCCUGACAACAUAGCAACCGUUUUGGGGUUUAUGGAGAUUUUCACUGGGCUUGGCCUAAUAUUGGGACCUCCAUUGGGCGGUUGGUUGUAUCAGGCGUUCGGAUAUGAAAUCCCAUUUGUUUUCACAGGAUGCCUUCUGUUUGCGACAGUUCCCCUCAAUAUGUGGAUUUUACCAAGCUUUGAUGCGGUUCCUUCCCAGAAUUCUUUCCUCAGACUGUGUACCAGAGUAAAGAUCCUGCUUAUCUGUUUUGUGGUGUUCACGCUGAGUUCAGGAAUCGGCUUCCUGGAUGCAACAUUGUCCAUAUUUGCCAUCGAGAAACUUAACCUCAGUGCUGGUUCAGUGGGACUUCUCAUGAUUGGACUGUCAUUGCCGUAUGGAGCGGCGUCACCCAUCUUCGGUGUGAUCAGUGAUAGAUAUCCUUCAAUCAGGAAAUGGAUGAUGGUGAUUGGUGGAAUGGCCACAGCGGUUAGCUUCUGUUUCCUUGGCCCACUUCCUGUUUUCCACAUUAAGAAUCAGCUCUGGCUCACGGUUCUCAUGCUGGUUGUGGUGGGCUUCUCUCUGUGUAUGACCUGCAUUCCAACUUUCGCUGAGAUGAUUACUUGUGCACAUGAAUAUGGUUUUGAGGAAGGAUUGAGUACACUGGGUUUGGUAUCAGGAUUGUUCUCAGCUAUUUGGUCUGCUGGGAUGUUCUUUGGCCCGACUAUUGGUGGAUACAUCACACAAUCACUAAACUUUGAAUGGAGUGCAGGGAUUCAAGGAGGACUCGCCUUUCUCGCUGCCCUCCUUCAAGUAACAUAUUUUACCUUUGAAGAAAUUCAAAAGAAGAAGUUACAAAAGGCCAACAAUACUGAAACGACAGAAAAAUCUCCUCUUCUUCCUAAGAACGAUCAUAUCAGAGCUGACGUCAGCUGAGAUGCUGUAUGCUUUUCAAAGGAAGCAGAAAUGUUAUCAUAUUGCUGGUUAAUAAGUGAUACUGAUGGAAUAUGACAAAAGUAACAGAUCCAAAAUCCAGAAAGGAUCUAUGUUACAGUGUUUAAACUACACUGGUGGUCUGUUGUCAACACAGAAGUAUUAAUUUUAUAUGGACCUGCCAUUAAACCAGGAAUAUAUUAUAUAUCAGUUAAACAUUAUGUUCUGUAAACAGAUUAAAUCAAUAAGAGAGGAGACUAAUAAUAGGAGUAAAAUAUUCCUCUGCGGUUGCAUAAAUUUAUCAGUUACAAAUGUUAAAAGUUAUAGAUCAGUGUGUGUGUGUGUGUGUGUUUUUGAGUACAGUAGGAAGUAUUAUUUCAAAGAUCUCUGAAAGACUUCAAAAAUGUUUUGGAGCUUUGCAAGAAUGCAGGAUUUUUGUGUUACUUAACAUAGAUUAGUCACACUGGCUCGAGUUUGUGAGUGACCCCAUUCCUGUUGACUUGAAAGAUUUAUGCUAUUGCCAUAUUACUCAUAGGAACAAAUUACAUUUCUACAAAUGUACAAAAAUGUCCUUUUUACAAUGUGCAUCAAAAUAGUUUCAUAUGCUGGGUUUCUUUGGUGCAGUUAUACUAAUAUUGACCCCAACCAAGGACUUAAAUUUGGCGUAAACACUGGGGAGGUUGCAGCAUUGGGGGAGGGGGGGGUCUACUUGCUUGUUUAUAUGUAGAUAUGGUUACUACUGGAUGAGCUGUUAUGGUUACAUUUUAGAUUAAUUUAAAUAAAACAUUUUUUUUUUCAAAACUGAAAACUCAAUGUUUGUACAAACAAAUACAUGUUAAAUAACUAUUAACAUAAAUACAGAACAAAAUAAUCCUGUAAACUACAUUACAAAUAAAAAAAUAUCUAUUCUGUAAUAAGGCAAACUACAAAAAAAAAUAGAUCAACAUACACACUAUUAGAAACACGUCAUUGUGUUUCUGUCUUUUUUUUGUCUUCAGUUCCACUGUAACAGAGGCAUGUCUAAAAUCAGACCAGGGCAUAUCAGUUUGGUCCUUCAUCCUCAAAUGCAUUGUUUUCUCUGCCUUGUCUGGGGAGAGGUCUCCUUCUGGAAGAUGUUGAAGGCAUCUCAGGAUCUGAUGAGUCAGCCUGAUGAAGAUCAAAGGGAACUUCACUUCUCUUCACCUUUUUCUUCUUCUUUUUUGUUCUGUUAAGAAUAUACGUGAAGAAAACAAAAUCAGCAUACUCACACAAAAAUGGCACUUCAAAUAGAAUACAUUAGAACAUUACAAUCCAUAUCCACAAAUGUCAUAAAGAUACAAUAGAAGUGUGUGAAUACUUAAAAUUGUUAAAGACAACAUGAAAUCAAAAUGCAGUGGUUCUUCCACAUUAUUCUAUUACAUUUUCGAACAUUUUCCACAAUCUUUAGUCAAAAUGUGAUAACCACCGCAGGAACUAUUUACAGUAUUAUAAUGCAACCAAAGUGGGGUGGGCAAAAUAAUAAUAUAAUAAAAUACAAUAGUCCAUUUUUACAAUUAGAAUGGAUACAUUUUGCAAAUAUGUUUCAAUUAAAAAAUAUAUAUAUCCCAUUAUAGUCCCAUUAAAUGUUGCAAAUGCCUGUUUUUGUUGUCUUUAAAUGUUUUUACAUUGUAUUAAAACUGAAAGUU